AUGGAUCCUAGCAUGGGUGAGAUGGGAUCACUGAAAGUGGAAGUAGCAGACACAUUCAGUACAUACAACAAGUUCUUGCAAUUUUUCCCACCAACCGGUUUAUCACCUCUGCACUGGUUAGACGGGGUGUCAUGCCUUGCUCACCCAUCUCUCCAACAGCCUUUGUCAAGACAUUAUGUGACCUUCAUGGGGAGCGGGGUGAAAAUGCUGGUUAGGACUGCCUUGAACCCAUGCACAUAUGCCGUCAAGGGGGAAGAGGAGUUAAAGUUCCAGAUGCUCUAUACAAUGGAUGGUAAUAACUCAUUGAAGAGAAUUGUUAGAAGGACCACUCCCGAGGACAACAACCAGCUUGUAGGCAAGACUUGCAAACUUCCAGACUCCAGGGAGGUUGACGGAGAUAAAUAUCUAAACAUGGUUCAAAGCGGCAAAUUGGAGAAAUACCCUUUGGCGGUGGUGGAAGAGAUCCUCAACACAUUUGGGGAGGAUAUAGCAGGCGUGUUUGAUAUUAACUGUAAAUUCAAGACCACCCUUAGUAAAAGCCUGCUUGGCCCACACGGGGAUGAAUUCAAAGUAAACUAUAACCUCACCAGCUUCUUGUACAAUAACUACCAACAAGCUCUGGAUAUCUUGUCCAAGAGUUCUAUUGGAUUUAAAGAUACAGUUUAUGACCUUAGUGUGACAGAUGAGAGUGUUUUCAAGCAAUGGCUGAAAGAAGAGAAAGAAUAUUUGAUGAGCUUGCAGAAAGAACCCACUAAAGAAACAUUACACAUGGAGUAUUGGCAAAAGCUGGUCAAUGUGCAGGCUAACAGAGUAGAGCUUGAGGCAAUCACAAAGGCAUGGGAAGCUGCACAAGUCCUGACAAAGGAGCAGCAAGUGGUUCGCCAAAUUGCUAUGGAAAACUACGAGAAGAACCUCAAGGAUGUGCAACAGUAUAAGUUAAAGUUACACAUCUUAACUCGGUGGACACCAGAUUCUAAGGAAUAG
Molecule: messenger RNA, 984 nt
Organism: Serpula lacrymans var. lacrymans S7.9
Lineage: Eukaryota; Fungi; Basidiomycota; Agaricomycetes; Boletales; Serpulaceae
Exons: 10
Coding region: 1-984 (327 amino acids)
Source: RefSeq, a predicted model, not a curated record